Messenger RNA from Podarcis lilfordi (Lilford's wall lizard), 31429 nucleotides. The record is from the annotation of a GenBank genome assembly. NCBI's taxonomy places the organism in Eukaryota, Metazoa, Chordata, Lepidosauria, Squamata, Lacertidae.
GAGCGCGAGAGGCGCGAGCGAGAAGCGGCGCGAGGCGGCGCCUUCCCGGCAGGCGGCGGAGUCACGUGGGGCGGGGUGGCGGUGGUUCCUCCGACCCCGAGGCGUUGCUGCUGCUGCUGCCGAGGUUCCAGCGGAGCGGGCUGGGUGCGCCUGCGUGUCUCGCCUCCGCCGCCGCCUGCGAGCGCCCUUUCCUGCUGCGCCGUAGUAGUAGUAGUAGUGGGACUCAGGGGGCGGGGAGGGAGCCUGGGCCUGCCGCCUACCACCGACGGCUUCUAGGCUGGCUUCUUUCCUUCCUUGGAGGCGCCUCUUCUCCUGCUCCCGCGGGCCUGCGUGGCGGUGGUGUCCCCCCCGCACCUUCCCCACCCAACUGGCAUGGGGGACUCUCUGCCCCAGGGGGGCUUCCAGGCUGCCAACAUGGACGGUGAGUGCCUUUGCCUUCUGCUUGCAACCUCCUUCUCAGUUGUGGGUCCGGGGGUGGGGGCAUCUUUGCCUUUCUGCCCCAGAUGUGGGGCUUCCCCACACCCGCUUUAGUGGAGGGAGGAGGGGUGUGCAUUCUCCUCCUCCUCCUCUCCCCCCUCCACUUUGUUGUUGUUGUUGUUCACGUCGCAACGCAUCUGGCAACACAAACGCAUACUUUGCCAUUAGCAAACGAUGCACAACUCUCUUCCUCGUCGUCGUUGUUAUUCGCUUACAUUUGAAAUCAUUAGAAUACAUUGUGCCAUUAGCCAGUGAUACAAAACAUUAACAAAUACACACAGAAACACAGUUUGGUGAGUUGCAAGCAGUUAUGGGUCGGAUCCAGUGCUGGCCCCGCUCAGAGAAGGCCCAGUGCUUUUUCCCCCCUGGGGGUACUCAGUGGCAGUACUGGUACAUUUUUUUAGAAGAAGAAAAACACUGAGUAGACCUGUUGAAAAUAAUGGCAGUGGCUAUCUUGGGUUGAUUUCAGUAAUUCUUAAGUAUGUUUUUUUAAAAAAACCACUUUCCCUCAGCUGUGAAGUUCCAAAUUGAGUUACAGCAAUGUAAUCAUGCAAGUAAAACGAUUUUCAGAUGCAGCUAUUAAAACAAAGCAAUCCUGAGCAAAUGUAGCAGUGUACAGAGUAAAACAAAAAUGGAAGAUGAGAUGGGUCCCACAAAAAUGUCUUACCUGUCAAAGGCCAGGGUUAAAGGGGUGAGUUAGGAAGGAAGAGGGAAAUGGUUGGUCCUCUGUUAACUAAUAAUAAUAAUUUUUAUUAGUACCCCGCCCAUCUGACUGGGUUGCCCCAGCUACUCUGGGUGGCUUCCAACAUAUAUAAAAACAUAAUAAAACUAGGAAGGUGUGAGGUGAGAUGUCUCUGAUUUGGAGGAGAGGAGGAGAAAUGUUUAUUGGUUUCUUAAUAAACAUUCCCUAUGUGAUGAGCAAUAAAUGAAAUGUGUUGCUAGUGUGUGAAAAGAUCCACCGAUCCCCAGGCAUUCCUCUCCAGAUGGUGGAGACGUCAGGCACCAUCCUGGCACCUGGGCAUCUUCACUUGGUUGCAAGUGGCCAAUAGCCAGGUGCAAAAUGAGCCUAGCGAUUGGCUGAUUUCAAGAGGGAGUGGUAUUUGGUUGGGGCUAUUCCUCUUGCAGCAGGGGCAUUCUCUGAGUUGGGAUGAGAGGAUGGGCAUCUGAGGAGGAGGUUGGGGACGACUGACACACCAUGCACACUUUGUAGGUUUCUAGGCCAACCUGGUGCCUUCCAGAUGUUUUGAGCUACAACUUCCACCAGCCAGAUGUGGUCCAAAACAUCUUGACGGCACCAGGUUGGCCAAGCCUGCUUACAAGUUGGACCUGUGACUGGUUCCUGGAAGAAAUUGCUCCUAUGUGCUUCACUAAUGGCUCCUUUCUGUGUUGUUUCCUACUGGUGCACUUUAUCCUUUGUCUUCGACUGAUAGGGCUCACAAUUUCGAUUUUGCCGUUGGAGCUGGGGGCAGGGAGGAAUUAACUUGUAAUAGAGGUUUGUCCCCAAACACGGCUGGUCCCGAAUGCUUUUAGUUGGUUAUCCUUUCUGGAUUAUUUAGUGCUGGUUGAUGCGCAGUGAUAUUUGACUUUCUGUAGUUUUGUAGUGAUUAUGGUUUAUGUAGUAUUAUCAGCCUGCAUGCAUCUUCAGAUCUUCUGUUAGAGUUCUUCUCAAAUUUACCCUUCUCAAAUGUACCUCAAUCUUUCACGAAGGGGGGGGGGCAGCUAAACUUAGGGAUCCUCUCCUCAUGGGGGGCACAUCUGGUGUCCACCUUGCAAGCUUUUCAGGUGCCAGCUGAAGACCUUCCUACUUGCUCAGGUAUUUUAGAUUUUUGAUGAUCUUUGGAAUGUUGCUGUCUUCUGUUUGUCUUUGUGGGGCGUCCUAGUGCCCAUCAUCAGCGUUCGAAACUUCCAUUGUUCUAAGCGCAGUUUUGUGACAGGGAAUUUCAUUAAUGCAAGCAGUUUCUGAGCUCAGGGUGCGGUAUUGCCUAAAAUUUCAGAUUAAAACUACCACUGCUGGAAGGAAAGCAGGACCUUUUUCUGCCUCCCCACUUCCAGCCACUCUCUGAAGACUGGAGAAGGGACCCUCAUAAUAAUAUUAGGCGGGCAGGGAGGGGAAGUAGGGCUUUGUUUUUUUGCAGUGUUAGGAUGCGGACUAGACUAUGUGAAAAAUGAAGAUAAAAUUUUAGCUGCAGUUCAUUCAUUUUCAGCUUUGUAUUCUUGUUAUUAAAAAGCGUGCCUAGACACUCCAUUGUGGCGCCCAUGACCUAGGUUUAAGGUGCCAUUUAGCUCCUAGCUUUCAUAUCUCAGUUUCUAACACUGGCCAUCAUAUCUUGCUGUGCUGUGUGAGAAUGUGGUCAGUGUACUCAUCUGGGUUGUAUCCAGCUGAGUUCUACUCCAGGUAGACCUCUUGAAAUGAAGAGACCUGUCAGUCAUCUCAUUCAUUUAAAUGGACCUACUCUUGGGUGCGACUAAUACAAUCCAAAACUGUCAAUGUUUUCGAUGAAUGGCAGUGAUGCAUGUGUGCCCUCUAACCAAUUCUUAUGUGCUAGGGUGGGAACAGAUAAAGCUGCUCAUCCUUUCCCAAAUGAUUCUUCCCUGUCAUCAUGAUGCUACUUUUAACAAAGGUAUGUAUGUUCCCUCCAUUAGAGCCCUGUGAGGUAGGCCAGGCUCAGCGAUAGUGACUGGCUGAAGUUUGCCCACCUGAGUGUAGAUUUGAACCUGAGGACCCCCCCAGCCCUAGUCUGUCACUCUAAAGUACUCUGCCCUACUGGCUCUAUGCUGCAACAAAUUCUGACAGUUGCAUGAAAUGAAAAAACUGUUCCUUUUCUUGGUCUUUUACCUCUUGCACCUGCGUCCCUCCAGGUGUUUGUUGGACUCACAACUCCCAUCAGCUCCUGCUGGCAUGGCCAUUGAUCAGGGAUGAUCAAUUGAUUUAUUAAAAAAAAUACACUGUUUCUAAUAAAAAAAUAUUGGGGAGGAGCUUGCCUUAACAAUGGAAGAUGCAGUCCAACAUCUGGAGGGUGAUGGGUUCCCCAGACCCUGCCUUAGGCAGUGGGGAGAAACAACAUUGUACACUUUCAUAAUUUCAAAAAGAAACAUCAAAUUACAAAAACUGCACCGUUUAUUAAAACUCUGCUGUUUGUUCAGAGAUGGGGACUCUCUGGACCACCGGAUGUUGUUGGACUCCCACCAACCUCAGCUGACACGGGCGUUGCACAUGGGUUAUGGGAGUUGUAGUUCACCAAUAUCUGGAGGGCCACAGGGUUCCCUGUCACUGCCUUAGUUUAUGUUCCUGAAUCACAGAGGUGAUGGCUCUGCCUACCAUGGUGAGAAAAAUAAAUGUGCUAGGGCUGCGAGAAGCUGUUGUUUGGUCCUGUUAGCUUUGUGUUGAGGCAUUGAUUGAUUCCAUGUAUAUCCUACUGUUCCUGAUGAACCAUAAUAAGCCAGCAACCCUGGGUUAUUGUGAUGUAUGAACAUAGCUGCUGCUUUAGGUAGCUUGUCUAACACCACCAUCUACCCCAGGGAGCGGGAAGCCGGAUUUUGACCUGCAGGCCAAAUUUUUAUCUCACAUACCCUUCAUGGGCUGAAUCUGACAUCACAAUGACAUCAGGCGGUGAUCAAUGACCCCCAGGACAUCAAAGCACCGCAUGACACUUUUAAAGAGGCCUGCAUGCUGCUUUGAGGCGCUGCUGAUCAGCAGAUUUGGAAUCACUGCUUCACCAUUGAUGGGCCCUGACUUCAAGCCUGCGCUGUGCAGGGAUUGGCUGCACAAUUGAGUUUCCCACAGGGAGCUCAGUUGCCCAGCCAACUGACAUGUGUCUGUACCUACCUUGCAUCUGAUGAUGCAUUUGACAUCUGGCGUGGGGGGCGGGUGGGUGUGGUUUUGGGAAACUUGUCUUGUGAGACAAAUUUGGCCCAUGGUCCAAAGGUCCCCCCCCCCCCCCCAGUUUAUCCAGGUGGUGGCUGCUGCUGGGGAUCUUAUGCAUCUCUUCCUGGAGCUGCCAAGGCAUGAAGUCUGCAUGCAACUCCUUGGGCCAUGGGCUACUAUCCUAUGUAUCCUAUCUGAAACUCUUUUCACCAGCCCCACGUGUGCAGGUGGCGGUGUUGUAGUUAAUGCAGUGGUGAAGGCAGUUGCUAGCAUAUAAACUAAGCAACAGGCUCUGGGGCUCUCCUGCAAAGCACUAAGCAAUUUGGCAUGGUGCUGUUUUUUAGAAUUCAAGCCAAUGAGAAGGAUUUGUUUUGGGGAAAAGCAAAACUCCGUCAGGACAGGAAGUGCUUCAUCUUCUGGCCUCUCCAUGUCUCUGAGUCGCAGGGCAAGAUAACUGGGACCUGUUCCAAAAUGGGCAGGCCUAGCUACAGCAUAGCUCUGAAGGCCCAAAUGCCUACACCCUUAUUCCUGUGCCUCAAAAGAAAAGAAUGGGCAGAAUUUCUGGCUUAGUUUUCCUUGUGCACCUUGACAAGGCUAUGCCAGUGACCAGCCCUGACAAGCAGGCACACUGUGUCCCUCCAUUUGUUGCUGGACCAAAGCUCCCAGCAUCAUCUGUCGUUGCCCUUGCUGGCUGGGGCUGGUGUAGUGCAACAUCUGUGGGCACCAGGCUCUUUAUCUUUCCUCUAAGCCUGACCAUACCUUAUUUACACUGUUUGGAUAAAGUGGAUGGGAGCUACGAAACACAUUUGCCACUCUGAGCUCUUUGGGAUGAAAAUACAGGGGUACCUCCGGUUGCGGAUGGGAUCCGUUCCAGAGCUCCGGUUGGAUCCCGAGGUUUCCGCAACCGGAGGGACCGCUUCUGCGCCUGUGCGCAGUGCAGUAGAGCGCUUCUGCGCAUGCGGGCAUGGUGAAACACUUCCGGGUUUGCCGCUUUCACAACCCGAAGUUUACAUUACCCGAGGGUAACAUAAGCCGAGGUGCUGCUGUAAUGAUAUUGCUGGUGGUGAAGACAAAUACAAGCUCGUGGUUGUGGAGCUUGUACAGUUUGCAUUUCUGUGACCAGCAUGAAAUCAGAGCUUGCUUGCUUCCAUCUAGAAUUAGGUGUCAUUCAGUGUUAGAAGCUCAGAUAUCCAAUUGCCAAAUGGCACCUUAAACCUAGCUUACAGAAUGUCUAGGCACCAUUUCCCCCCCAUUGAUGGUGGUUGUUGUCCAUUUCAUUUCUGUACCACUUUAUAUUUUAAAGAACAAAUCUCAGUUUACAACACAUUAAGACAUCAAAUAAAACAAUGCAGAAUAAAACAAAUCCAAGCUUCAAGGGAAAUAUUUCAGAUCCUUCUCUAAGGGACAUUUUACUUUCCCUAGUCGCCAUCCUGGCAUCCAGAGAUCUCUACAUGGUCGCAAUUAGACCUGUGCCAGAUGCAAAACGCGCUGGCGCCUAGCUCAUUUUGAACACGGCGUCAUUGCAAAGGGGUAUGUGCAUAUGCUGGAGUUCAUUGGAAGCUCAUGGGAACAGCUUCUCUGAAAGACCCUCAGCCAGGGAAUUGGUUCAAAUCUGUGGCUCUUGCUUAGUGUGCAAGGGUAGUGGUGGGAGUGGGACAAAUCCCUACAUUCUCCAGCAGAACCUCUGUCCUCUACCUUUGGGGAUGGAAUGUAGGGCUCUGGCAGAGCACAUACUUUGCAUGAAAAAUGUCCCAAGUCUAGCCGCCCACCGACAUCUCAAGGCAGCAGGAUUAAGUAAAACAAACUCACAGCCAAUCUGUGUGGACAAUACUGAAGCAAAUGGAUCAGUGCUCUGAUAUGCUAUAAGGCAGCUUCCUAUGUUCCUGUUUGGGAAGAGCUGUUGCUCAGUGGUAGAGCAUGUGCUUUGCAUACAGAAGGUCAAUCUCCGGGAAUCACUGGCACCAUGCAGGGAUUACAUGGGGGGCGAACGAUGUGGAGAAGAAAGUUUUUGAAAAGCAUAAUUGCAGUGCAGAAGUCGAGCUACUCUGCGUGGCUUGAGAAUGUACGUAAUUGGUAAUUGGAUUCUGACUGUCUGGGUGUAGAGAUCCUGCUAAAGGUAUGUGGUGGAAACCCGGUCUCUCUCUUCUCCUUUUUUUACAAAUAGCGAUGUCCCAGAUGUGGUUUUUCUGGCUGUAAUCUGCAUUUGGUAGACAAAUAAAAUCUGACUGACAAUUUCAUAGAAUUGUAGAGUUGAAAGGGACCACGAGGGUCAUCUUUUGCAAUGCAUGAGUCUUUUGCCCAAUGUGGGGCUUGAACCCACAACCCUGAGAUUAAGAGUCUCGUGCUCUCUACCAGCUGAGAUAUGGACAAUAAUGGGGUGAGGGGGCUGCACCAUUGUGCCCACAAACAUGCUCCUCUCACAUCUGCAGAUUUGAUGUGCAUUAGAAGGAGUUCUAUGUAGUUGCACUGAUGCAUGUGUGGAGCUUCGUGUGGGAUGGGGCCCUGAUUGGGCAAGGCUCUCUCCUCAGGAGCUCUGCACACUCAAAGCAAAUCAGCACAUAUAUAGAAUGUGUGUGCAUCAGGUCUGUAUGUUAAAACUCAGUAAGAAAUGUUUUGGAGGGAAAUAUGUACUUAAUGUCAAAUGCAUGGAAUUGAGGGGGAGGGAUGGUGGGAGAGGGGCUAGCUCACAGGGCCCCCCCACAACCCCCCUCCGCACAUUCUUUGAAGUCUCCCUUGCGAGUCCAGAUUUGCAUAUAUGAGUUUGGCAAGGAACUUGUUCCAGGCCAUAAACCAGGAUUCUUAGGUAAUAGGAACAGGGAAGGUCCAUCUUUGCCUGUAACUGGGAAGAGCCAAUAGCCAGAUUGGCAGUACUGGUCUUUGUUGGGCAACGGUCCAUCUGGCUGCAAGGCAGCUCUUUAAGGAGGGCCUAUAUGGCAUGGGGAGAGCCUAGCCCUAGACCUAAAGUGGGUGGUGUGCCAGGAGAGGAUGGGAAGAUUCAAGGACAAUCAAAGAAACAUUUAAGCAUUUCAGUAUAAUAUAGUUUUUUGUUUUCCAGUGUAUUUCUUAUCAACAAAAAAAACCCCUGAUGUGCCUCAAGACAGCUUUUGCUCAAAAAAAGUUUGAGAACCACUUGCCUAGACUUUGCAUGUAGCUUCAGUCUCCUGGCGCUUGGCUCUCAGGUAGCAGAGCUAUUGAAUUACAGGAUGGAACCUGCUCCCACAAGUUGUGGCAAUGGCCACCCAGCUGGAUGGCUUUGUACGAGAAUUAGACAACAUGAACUUGGAGGAUAAAGGUAUCAUUGGCCACCAGCCACAAUGGCUGUGAUCUUUGCUGUUGGAGGCACUUGGCCUCUGGACACCAGUUGCUGGGAAUGGCAGGUGGGGAGAGCACUGUUGCAUUUGGGUCCUGCUUAUGGGUUUGCCAUCGUGGGGAUCCAGUAGGCCCCUGUGAGAACAGGAUGCUGGACUAGGUGGGCCCCCUUUGAACCUGGUCCAGUAGACGUUGAUAUGCACCACCGCCAGUCCCGAGACCCUGAAGAAGCUCUGUCAGUUAAGGUAGGAAAAUCCUGUGUGCUAACUCUCCAUUCUCCUUAAGUCCUUGCCUGCUCACCAUAGGUGAGAUGGAAGGGCAUGCAGAUGAGUGAGCUGGCUGGCAGAAGGUGGGAGAAGAGGCUGCUCCAUCCGUCUUCUGUACCUAUUAACUUCAUUAUGUUUGUAUCCCACUUUUCUUUAAGGAACUCAAGGUGGCAUACAUGCUUCUAAUUGCCCCCCCUUACCAUUUUAUACUCAACAGCCCUGUGAGGGAGGUUGGACAGAGAGAUAGUGACUGGCCCAAGGUUACCCAGAUUAGGCUUCAUGCCUGAGUGGGGAUUAGAACUCUGAUCUCCCAGGUCCUAGUCUGACAUUCUAACCACUACACCAGGGCAGUGGGAAUGCAGUGGACUGCUUCAGGAAGGACAGAGCUCUCAGUCUUUUUUUCUAUCUGCUCCCCAGCAGGCUAGUUUUGCAUUUAUUGCAAGGUAGCAGCUCAACAUAAAAAAACAAACUAAAAACAACUAAGUUCAUGGCCAGUGGUCCCAUCACCUCCUGGCAAAUAGAAGGGGAAGAAAUGGAGGCAGUGAGAGAUUUUACUUUUUGGGCUCCAUGAUCACUGCAGAUGGCAACAGCAGUCACGAAAUUAAAAGACGCCUGCUUCUUGGGAGAAAAGCAAUGACAAACCUAGAUAGCAUCUUGAAAAGCAGAGACAUCACCUUCCCGACAAAGGUCCAUAUAGUUAAAGCUAUGUUUUUCCCAGUAGUGAUGUAUGGAAGUGAGAGCUGGACCGUAAAGAAGGCUGAUCGCCGAAGAAUUGAUGCUUUUGAAUUAUGGUGCUGGAGGAGACUCUUGAGAGUCCCAUGGCAAGAAGAUCAAAUCUCUCCAUUCUUAAGGAAAUCAGCCCUGAGUGCUCACUGGAAGGACAGAUCCUCAAGCUGAGGCUUCACCUAAUGAGGCUCACCUCAUGAGAAGGGAAGACUCCCUGGAAAAGACCCUGAUGCUGGGAAAGAUUGAGGGCACAAGGAGAAGGGGACGACAGAGGAUGAGAUGGUUGGACAGUGUUCUCGAAGUUACCAGCAUGAGUUUGACCAAACUGCGGGAGGCAGUGGAAGACAGGAGCGCCUGGCGUGCUCUGGUCCAUGGGGUCACGAAGAGUCGGACACGACUAAAUGACUAAACAAUAAGCAGCAGCUUUUUUGGGUAGACUGACUUGGGUCCGCUAUCUCUUUCUCCUUUCUGAUAAAUGACACAAUAACUCCUUGCAGAUCAUAGAAACUGUUUGCAAAGUGGUAGUCAGUGGAGACCCUCUGAGCAUGUGCAGUGAAAGCCCAUCAGUAGGACUUCCAGAUCAGAGUAUGGAUCAUGAGGUAGAUUUGAAUCCUGGCACCUUCUAUUUCCUUACCUAAAAAAAAAGUUUAGUCACUCUUUCUCCAUGUACACUCAUUUACACACACCUGCAUGCACCUUUCUUUUAAAAAAAAGAGAAUAAUGUAGAAUUACGGCGUUUCUACAAUUCAUUUGCAUUCCAUAUCCCUUAGGCAAGAAAUAACCUUGGUUAUUCUCCCUUCUUUUCCCUUUUCUCUUAUAAGAUCGAGCCCGGUCCCCGUUUCUUAAAGCUUGUGUUUUCUGUCAGCGUUUGGGUAUCUGGAAAUGUGUCUCUCUCAAACUUCCUCUUUUUGGGGCCCGAAACAAAGAACAUUAUGUGUCUGUUUUUGAAACUCAAUUUUCCUUGGGGCGGGGGGCUGUCUCAGCUUCUGCAUUGUGUGUUAUGCCUGUGUGUUGUUGUUCAGUUUUGUUUUCCUAAGGGGAAACUGUGUAAGGUCUCAUUCAGCAGAAACCCCAACUGUGUGUUUUGUGGCACCUUAAAAAAGACUGAAGCAGAUUUGCUGUGGCAUCAGGUGGUGCAAGAGCCAGUGUGGUUAGGAGUGUCUGACCAGGGCUGGGGAGGGUAGGUUCAGAAGCCAUGGGUUGGCUCCGCUACCAAUCUUAUGCAGACGAGAUCCAUUGAAGUCAAUAGAUGUGACUAGCAUAGGCUCAUUGCAUUGGGUCUAUGCUGAGUAGAACUUAGUUGGAUUCAACCCCAUGUAGCCAUGAAGCUCUCCUGCUGGGUGACUUAGUGUGUGUGUGUGUGUGUGUGUGUGUGUGUGUGUAAGAACCUUUUUCACCCCAAGGGUUUAUUCCUUUCUGGAUAACUUUCCUGGGGCCACACACAGUGUUUGAAAUUAGCGGGUGCAUUUUGCACCUGACUAUCAGCCACUUAGGGAUGCGGGUGGCGCUGUGGGUUAAACCACAGAGCCUAGGGCUUGCCGAUCAGAAAGUCGGUGGUUUGAAUCCCCAUGACGGGGUGAGCUCCCUUUGCUUGGUCCCUGCUCCUGCCAACCUAGCAGUUCGAAAGCACGUCAAAGUGCAAGUAGAUAAAUAGGUACCGCUCCAGCGGGAAGGUAAAUGGCGUUUCUGUGCGCUGCUCUGGUUCGCCAGAAGCGGCUUAGUCAUGCUGGCCACAUGACCCAGAAGCUGUACGCCGGCUCCCUCAGCCAAUAAAGCGAGAUGAGCACCGUAACCCCAGUCGGCCAUGACUGGACCUAAUGGUCAGGGGUUCCUUUACCUUUUUAUCAGCCACUUGUGACCAAGUGGAGAUGGCUGGGCGCCAGGCUGGUUGGUGCCUGACAUCUCCACCCUCUGGACGUGCAUGUUUAGGGAUCCUUGGAUCUUGACUGCUUUCACAGCACCAGCAACACAUCCUGUAGAACUCUAUCCAUUAUAGUUUAGCUGCACAAUCAGAUAAAAUCAGGAACCAAAAUGCCUUUUUCUGUGCAGCCUGAGCAGGAGCAGUGAACAACGUUGUAGUUCAUUGUUGUAGCUUGUCUUCACUUACCCCACCCCACUGCCCUGCUCGCAAUUUCGAAGAGUAUUCUUAUGUUAUGAAUGGUCCACGUCACCAUUAAGAAAAAUAGAUAUGUGCACUGUCCCUGGAUCAAGUGACUUUCAGUGGGUACAACCCAUAGCGGUUCAGUGCUGGAAGCCGGUUUUGGACUACAAUUCCCAUCAUCCCUGACUACUGGUCCUGCUAGCUAGGGAAGAUGGGAGUUGUAGUCCAACAACACCAGGAGUCCCAAGUUUGGGGAAACCCUGGUCUGAAGGCACAUGAGGCUGUACCACUUUGCUGAAGCUAAGCAGGUAUGGGUCUAGUCUGCACUUGGGUUUUCAACUGUUUGGAAACCCCAUUUGUGCUUCGCUCUGAGUUGCACGAUGGGAGAAAGUUGCCUGGCAUGCAGUGAUGGGUUACAUUCCUUGUCCUUAUUUGAACUGGCGACGUAUCAGCAUGAGAACAAAGAAGAAAUACCAGACCAUUCAGUCACGUUCUCUUGAGACUUGCACAGCUCAGAUUUGUAUUUCCAAUUUAUAUGGUCAGAAAUAGACCUAAACCCAGGCUCCCCCUUCCCUUUUUAACUUUUCCCUAUUUUUCUUUAUGUUGCUUUGGUUGCGUUAUCUUUCGUAAAGUGACAAAUGUGGCGAAUUCAUGGAGGAUAAGACUGUCAGCGGCUACUAGCCAAAAUGACCAUGUUCUGCCUCCAUGUGGAAGGCAGUACUCCUCUGAGUAAGACUGAGUGGAAACGCAAGUGGGGAGAGCGGCUAUUGCCCCCAGGUCUUCUUGGUGGGCCUCUGAGCCUGGUCCAGCAGUGCCCUCUUUUUAUGAUCGGAAACCAAGGAAAUAGAACAAAAUGUAACUGCAAGAAAUGUAUUUUGAAUAUUCAGGAACUAUGCUCUACAUGUUCCGUUUGGAUUGUUGAUAUAAACAUCUACACCAUAUAUCUUAAGCACGUGACUUCUCCCAAAGAAUCCUGGGAAUUGUAGUUUAGCCUCACACCCAACACCCGUAACAGACUACAGUUCCCAGGAAGCCAUGUGCUUUAAACGUAGGGUUUCAGGUGGGUUUCAGGUUGAGAGAAAGAGAGAGACUUGACUUGCCCUCACCAAUCCAGAGGCUCACAGCUGGGCAGGGCAACUGCAUUUGGAUUUUCUAUGCUUAAAGCCCCAGCUGCCUUGCUCUGUAGUUCUGCACACUUGUGCGUCAAUCAGUAUAGCUGAGAUUGUGUUUAAAAAGAGAGAUAAAUUAAUGUUCUAUGUCUAGGUUUUAUUUAAACUUUGCACCCGGUAGAGCCAGUUUUUCCAGCUGCAACAAAACAUUGCAAAGGUGUGCAUGAGAGCUUAGUUUAGCACCCUUAAUUUUUACCAUUUUGCUAGACACAGGCUGGUAGUUUUAUCUGGCCGCCUUGCUGUCACCUGAGACAUUGGCAGCCAUUGCCCAGCCUCUUCCAAGCCUGCCUUUGAAGCCAUAAGAACUAGAAACUUGUGUGUGCAUGCAUUUUCUCUCUCUCUCUUUAAAUCCAGGAAGCUUAGUUCAGCACCCUUUUACCACCUUCAGAGCGUUUUUUUUCUGUGCUGCAGGGUAACCACAGCCUCUGGUAGGGCAGUCCAGCCUUUUGAUCUUUUUCUUCUUGGCGUUACUUAACAUUAGCAGUUUUAGCUUCCGUUUCACAUAGGGGAGGCCCACAUAUGUAUCCUGGCCUCUGGUUGUUGUGUGCGUGCAAGCGAGCCUGCAGUUCCAUGACACACAGGCCUGCCUCCCACCUUUUUCUCUUUUCUUUCUAUCGCUCUCUGCUGGUGGCUGCGAUGGACCAUUGGGGAGGAAGUCUUUAUUCCAGAAGAAAGAAAGAGAAAAAGCAUGCUUGAAAGUCUUCCACCUAUUAGGCCGGACCUCCUGACAUGCCCUAAACAAAAAGGGGUGGGGAAACCUCUCUGGCCUGGAGGCUGAAUGUGGUUCAGCAUGCCUCCCUUCUGGGCUUGAGACUCUUCCCCAGCCUGUGGCCUUCACUUGCCCUGGUCUUUGCCCUCCUCCAGAACUUGUGUCUGUUUGAAAUGUGUCCUAGACCUGUGUCUUGCUUGCCUGGGUGGAGAGAAGUGUGGGUGCUGACCUCUCGGCUUUGGCGUGGCUGGAAUAUAGCUGGAAUUGUGCCUUCCAUAUAUAUUUCUCUGCCCGCCACUGGGAUGUGGCCCCUGGAAGGCUGCUUGCAAGGGAAUUUGGCCCUUGGGCUGUAGAGGUUUUCCCUGCCCUAGGAGUUUUGGGGCUCUGGCAGGGUGGGCUCUGGAAAGGGACCCCUCAGUUAAACCCAACUCCAUAAAUACUAAGCACAAGGUGUUCCAGAUUUACUUUGCCAAAGUACAGAAGGUACAGGCUUUAAUCAGACCUUGUGAAAUAAACAUAAGAACUCUUUUUUUCAUCUUGAAGAGCAGGAGAAAAACACUUAAAAGUGGUGGCUUGGUAGCUGUUCGUUGGAACUCACAGGGGAGAUUUUUAGUGAGAAAUUGCAGAGAAACAGCUUGUUAACACAGCCAGCUGUUGCUAUGUUGUACAGAAGUUUCUUUUGGAAAACUGGGAAAGAUUAGACGAAACUGAUCCCUCAUUCAGACAUCUCAAAAAAAGUUGCUGCGACUUAACUCGUUCCAUUUGUACCUGUUUGAGUGGAGCCGUGGGUUUCUGAGUAUGUGCAGAGUUCCUUGCAGAAAGGAGGUUCUGGAAGGGGGGUAUAAGGCAGGAAUGGGAGAGCCUGUGGCCUUCUGGAUGUUGUUGUACUCCCAAGUCCCAUCAGCCCCAGCUAGCACGGCCAGUGAUCAUAGGAAUUGUAGUCUACCAACAACUUCCACCCCCAUUGUAAGUCCUUGCAGGGCCUUGAGUCACCUGAUUUGAAUGGCUCCAAUGGUGUUUCACAUACUUAUAUGAAUUUGUGAUCAGUAAAAGCCUGCCUCCUUCCUUGGAGAAGAGUGUGGUAUCAACCAGUGACAAAAUCUGUGAAAUUAAAUAUUGUAAGGAGCCAAUCAGAAAUUUACUUAAAAGUAAUCUAACCUAGAGGGUUCCCUUCUAAAUGGUUCUGAACAUAUACUACAGAAUAACAAGCCACUUCAGACCAGUUGGCCUAUUGUAAAAAGAGAGAGGAUUAAACUAGAUUAGACAUAAAAACCUAAGGUAUCUGUUCUCUGUCUUGGAAGCUUUGUGUGGAAGUUCCAGCUCCCAAACACGCUUUUGUGAUCUUCAGCCAGUCCAGACUAGAGACCCAUUUCUGACUGCCAACCAGACCAUCUUUCACAUUUUCACUUUUGAUUUAAACUUAAUAGUACCAGGCAGUGUCUUGCCACACUGAGGUAUUGGCAUGCUAACAAGUGAAGCUGUUUUCCAAGUAUUGUUAGUCAGACUUCGGAACACUUUUAAUAGUUGUAUCCUCUUUUGAUUUCUGGGGGUUUUCUCUUCAGUGAAGGCUAUGGUAGACAUUAAGCAAGAGGGCAAGUCAUGCUCAGUUCUUUUUUAAAUAAAUUUUAUUAAAAGAUUUUCCUGGUUUACAGAAGUACAUGCAUUGUCUUUUUUUCAGGUUGUAGAGUCUCUUUGUUACAGAUCAGUUACAUUUGAUAUGAGACGUUAGUUUUGUAUGCGGUAUAAGGUUGGGGAAGGGGGGUGAAACAUUCUUUUACAUUGUGUACGUGUGGGGUUUUGUGUCAGCAUCAACUGGGUAGGUUCUCUUCCUAUUCGCUUAUUACAUUUCCUCAGUAGUGAAGUCAUGCUCACUUUUACAAUGGUUGCGUUUUCUUAAUCAGAAAGCCUUUCUGUCACUUUCUCGCUUUCCAUAACUUUCACCACCUCCUUUCUCAUUUCUUCUCUAUUUAGCUACUUCUACUUUUUCUCCUGCGUCGCUAGUCUUGCCUUCCCCCCCUCUCAGUUUCCACCUUCUCUUUGCUCUCACCUUCUUUCGCCAUCUUUUCUAUCACCAGGUAUCUUCCUGUUGCCUCUUUCUCUCUUGCCCAUCCCUUCUUCCACAUUCUCCUUACCUUCUCAAAACACUUUUUGCCCUUUAUUUUUCUUGCCUUUUUCUACUUCCUUUCACCUGUGGGUAUUCCUGUCUCUCUUCUCCCUUUCCUUUCUACUCUGCUUACUUUCCUCCCCCGUGUCACCUUCUCUGCCAGUUCAGUUUACCACUCUGUGGACUCUUGCCCCCCCCCCCCAUGUGAACUUUCCGGAUGAAUAGGAUUUCUGGGAAAGGUUCAUUACCCUCAGAAUACAGGUGGCAGCUGUACUUUGUUUCCCCUAUCGGAUGAUGGGAAAAUUCCUCAGAUUCUCACAUACAGUGGUGCCUCGCAAGACGAAAUUAAUCUGUUCCACGAGUCUCUUCGUCUUGCGGUUUUUUCGUCUUGCGAAGCACGGCUAUUAGCGGCUAUUAGCGGCUUAGCGGCUAUUAACAGCUUAGCGGCUUAGCGGCUAUUAACGGCUUAGCGGAUUAGCAGCUUUAAGAAAAAGGAAACAAACUCGCAAGAACUCGCAAGAUGUUUCUUGCGAAGCAAGCCCAUAGGGAAAUUCGUCUUGCGGAACGACUCAAAAAACGGAAAACUCUUUCGCAUAGCGAGUUUUUCGUCUUGCAAGGCAUUCGUCUUGCGGGGCACCACUGUACGUGUGUGUGUGUGUGUGUGUGUGUGUGUGUGUGUGUUGGGGGAACCACAAUUGUGGGAGAGUUAAUUCCCCCCUCCCCAGACUAAAAUUAGGUUUGGGGAGAAUCUGUUGACUACAACGCGGUUGCCAGUGUGGUGUCAGGUGGCGCCCUUUCAGUCUUUCUCCUGGUGCUCCAAAGCCUCUGAGCAUGUGCACGGACACACACAUGGUAUUGUUGACCCUUGGCCAUAAGGUAGCGAGCACAGUUACUUUUUAAAGGGGUAAAAAAGGUCCACAGGCCUUAAGCAGGAAGCUGGAAAAGUGACUCUUCCUCACUUCCUCUUUCAGCUCUGUGUGCUUUUCGAGGUUCAGUGUAAGUCAGCCGGAUCCAACUUUUACCCUGAUCUCUUGGAAGCAUGAAGUGCACGCGUAUCUUUUCUUUCCCGUGUUUCGGGAGAAGAGACGCAAAGGGGGUAGCAGCACCCACAGCGCUCGCUUGAUAAUCAGAGUGCGCCGACACGGCCUGAAAAAGUUGGCUGCCAGUCAGAGGGUUCCUUUCAAGCCUCAUUGCAAACAGGGAAUAAAUGGGAGGCCUCUGUGAUCAUUUGGAGAGUGGAGGAGAAGCAUCCUUAUAUCCUAAUGCCUGCUGGGGAGGUGGACACUGAGCUGAUCCUGUUAAGCAAGAGUGCAGGCUUGGGAUCAUUUCCUUAACUGCAUAGUGUCAAGUGAUCAUGAGCAACACACCUUUUGCUUGGCAGACCGCAGCGGUUGAAGUAAUGGCUGAAGUCUUUACAAGGCUAAUGCUGGGUGGUCAAGCUGUGUGGAGUUGCUGCCUAUGUAUGGAUUAGGUAUUGAGUAAGACAUGGCAUUCAGUUGCUGGUGGAGGGGGGGGGGACUGUAGCUCAGUGGCAGAGCACCUGAACGUCCCUGGUUGAACCUCUAGCAUCUCCAAGUACAGCUGACAGGUUCCUGUCUGAAACCCUAGUGGAGAGCCCCUGCUGGUGCAGAUGCCAUUAUUUUUGCCAUCAUAAUAUUAUCUUUAUCAUUAUCAUCAUGACUGGAAUUCAUAUCCUUCCUUCUCCACAAGGCUCCAGGGAAGGUCACAACAACAUGCAAAUACAAUUUACAAAUGGAAGAACCGGGUGGGUCCUAAAACAUACCUCUAAUAUCAAAGGCCAGGUUAAAGAGUUGUGUCUUCAGCAGGUAACAGCAGCAAUACAGUGAAGGUGCCAGGUGUGCUUCCCUGGGGAGGGAAUUCUCCAGCUUUAGGGCUGCUGAUGGCCCAGUCAUCUGACUCUUUAUAAGCAGUUUCCUAGGUUCGUGCUUUCCACAGUUAUUCAUGCUGGUGUUUUGUUUUCUUUCCUUCCUCCAGAUCUCCUGCCAUUGUUGUUGCAACAUAACUGGGGUCUUCCAGGUAAGUGGCAUGUCUUGGUUUCGUGUUGUUGUCAUACAUAUCACAAAUGACAGUAUUUCCUGGGAAGUUUUGAAUUGGGGAAGGGGGAGGAUAGUGGCCCCCAAUUUUCCACUUCCUUAAUGGAAGGAGAUGGGAUUUAAGCUUUUCUUAGAACUUAUUAUUCGUUUCAGAAUAACACAACCUGAUAGAUACCACGCACUUUGCUUAUGUUAUUUAUUUUAUUUAAAAGCAUUUAUAAACUUAAUAAAGAUCUAAGUCGUGGUGUUGUUUUUGUUUAAGAAAAAAUAGAAGCCCCGUGGCACUGAAUUUACAAAUGUUUAUAACCUUUAUGUUAUUCCUAAAACAAAAAAGGACCCUAAUUUACAGUGAUUUUAGAUUUUAUUAGUAUUGUAUUGGUAUCUUUUGAAGCAUUUUGUAAAUAUGUUCACUACUUGUGGUUUUAUGUUUCACCUCAGGGAGUUUUAUUUCUGCAAGCAAGAGCAGAAAUAGUGUUCCCAUUGCAGUGGUUUCGAACACUAGUUUCAGAACUGCAUUGGCCCCCGAGGGCUGCUUUGAAGGAAUCCCACAUGAAGGCAUGACUUAAGCAAAAAAUAUUCAGUAACAUGCUUUCCCAGACUUUUCACCAUUUCUUUGUCUGUUAAAAUACCAGUGUCGGGCCACCUGUUGCAAGACUUCUUAGACAAACUCAAAAAAGUCAGUUCAGAAAAAAACAGAGGCAUGUUCUGAAACACUGAGAUUUCCUAUAUCACUCAUUUGAAGUGGUAAAGGGGCUGUCAUAAAAAAAUAUAAUAAAUGCAGGAGUAGGAUUUAUGGUAGUGAGAAAGGAAAAAUCUUUAAUUGCUGGGUGCUGUUGGUACCAGAAAUUCAGCGAUCCAGCUUUACGCAGUAAUAUAUUUACUCUCCAAGAAUCGGAGGAUACAGUAUUUGUGAAUUUCCUCUACUAUGAGCUACAUCUUUUUGUCCAGGAUCCUAUUCUGGGGUUCAGGAUCCUGUCCUGGACACUGUACUGCUCCUGAAGCCAUGCACACUUUUGGUAUAUUAUUUUUAGUGUUCUAAGAGAUGGUCCCUCUGUUUCUUUUACUGCAUCCCUUACAUCUGGCUGCUGUGGAGACAAAAGCUUUUCUGGCUGUAAAAGAUGCCGAGUCAGGAGUUAAAAGUUUUUCUGGGUAGAGAGAUAGUGAUUGGCUGGGGCGGGGAGUAGUUGUUGGGCAUGUAUAAUUGGUGGUGGUGGAGCUUCUCACAUGGGUUGGCUGAGCUGCCUUGUAAUGUUGUGGAAUGUUGCUCCAGCAGGGCAGGGAACAACUGUUGGAAUGCUUGCAGUCGCUGUCUGGCUUCUGUGACGGAAGGGGCAAUGGUCAAGAGACAGACAAACAUGUAAACCUCACCUGGGGUGACUAGAAGAGCAGAAAUAAGUUGUGGGCCAAGCUAAGGAGAGCAGGGGCUUAUUGGAUUUUGAAUAAAUCAGUUUCUGAUUUCUAAGUCCUAAUUCACAUCUUGGCUGGGAGGUUCUGUGACUGGAGCAGAGAGAAAUGACUUGUAGUCCUUGUUUCCUGGCUUCACAGUGUCGGUGGAGGGUGAGGUCAUUGAUUUCUGGUGGAUGUGGAUCCUGCUGUACUGCCUCUCCCUGUUGUGGGGAUUUCCCCUGUCUUGGGAGAGUUCUCUAGCUUCUCAGGUUGAUCCGCCCUGCAUUUUAAUUCUUUUUUAAUAGCCCGGGCGAAGGAGUCUGGCGCAGGUAACACAGGGGUUACUGAUUCUGCCAAGCAAAACAGAUGGGUCAGGCCACAGUUUUGGAGGGGUGGGGCCUCUGUCCCUGCACAGUGGAAAAGGCAGUUACCAUCUGCUGCCAAGCUUGGCUGGACUUCGCUUGUGCCUGUGACUUAAUCUAGUAGAAAAAGAAAAAUUCCUGUAUUGCUUCAAAGCUUGGAUCGGGAAAUCCCCAAGUUUGGGAGGGGGGAAGUUGACUCCCAGAGGAAACAGUGUGAGAGCACAGGACAGAGUGAAAACAGGGCCCCUUUUGACAAGGGGGGGGGAGCAGGAGGGGACACACAUAGGCCUGCCUGUGUGACUUUGGGAACAUUCCUUUCUCUGUCCAGACAGAAAGUUGGCAGGCAGUUCUUAAUUUUCAGGGAAAGUACCUUUGGUUGUUGCUGCAAAUCCCAGCAAGGGACAACUGCAUUUAGGGGGAUUGGAAUAAGGUGGAGAGGCUGUUUCUUCUUUCUCUCUUAAAUGAAAAGUAUUGAGAGUCAGCCGUUCGCAAGGUGUGAUGUGUGCCUAGGGGCACCUUGCCCACCACCAAGAGGGCUCGGGCUUCUGAUAACACUCGCAUUCAUUUAAAAACCACUGUAUGAAAUGCCUCAAAGCAAUUUGUUAUUAACGAUAUUUUUAUAAAAAAUCAUAUAUGAAACGAUUCCAAAUCCACAUUCGAGGGGCGGGGAGCACAAAAGGCUCGUUGAAAAAGGUGGCGUCAAAAAUACAGUGGUACCUUGGGUUAAGUACUUAAUUCGUUCCGGAGGUCUGUUCUUAACCUGAAACUGUUCUUAACGUGAAGCCGCCAGAGCACAAUUUCUGUUCUCAUCCUGAAGCAAAGUUCUUAACCCGAGGUACUAUUUCUGGGUUAGCAGAGUCUGUAACCUGAAGCGUAUGUAACCUGUUACCGCUGUAUGUAUUUAUCAUGAGCUUCUCUCCCAAAAGCCAUGCCCCUCCGCUCAAAUGUUGGAUCUAGUUGGGGGAAAGAAAGUCUGUAUGCACUGACACAGCUGUUUAGAGCUGACAGCUAGCACUGGGGUUUGGCUUGGAUUAAAGCCCCAUCUCAGCGCUAUACAUUCAUUACUUAUUUAACUCAUAUUCAUUGCAUUUAUAUAUCUCCUUUUCUUCAAGGGGGUGUACGUGGUUCUCCCCGUCAUUUAAUCCUCACAACAGCCCGGUGUGGCAGGUUAGGUACACAGUCAUGGCUUUCCCACCCACACCCCGAGAAUCCUGGGAACUGUAGGUGGUGGUUUUUUCAAGGGUGCUGAGGGUUCUUAGGAGACCCCUGUUUCUCCUCACAGAGCCUCAAUUCUCUGAAUUCCAAGUGAAGAGGGGUUGACUGUCGAGCCAUGCUGGGAACUGAACCUCUGGGAGGGAAAUAGGGGUCUCCCCACAGCUCGUAUCCCUCUUAACAAACUACAGUUCCCAGGAUUCUUUGGGGGAAGCUGUGUGUGCUUAAAGUGGUAUGGUGCUGCUUUAAAUGUGUAGUGCAGAUGAGGGAUAAACCGGAGAUGGGGAAGUCGUUGCUCUCCAGAUGUUCCUGGACUAAGGUUCCCAUUUCCCCUGACCAUUGGGCAUGCUGGCCAAGGCUGAUAAGAGCUGGAGCCCAGCAAUGCUGGAAAGCCACAGGUUCCCCAUCCUUGCUUCAGACCAUAUUCUGGGGGUCCCAGCACCAUCUCCCCAUUGCGGGAUUAAAGCCUGGCACCAAAGAGAAAUUGAAUUAACUUGGGAGAGAAGCCUGUCAUUUUCAUUUUAGGAAUGGGGUGGCUUUCAUUAAUAGCUCAUUUUUUAUUUAGCAAGGUUUCUGUAAUAGGAUAAAAACAGUAGGCGUAAUGCAGUUCUCAAAAUACAGAUAAAAUCAACAGGUGUGAGAGCAAAUAAACUAACAGUGAUAAAAUUGCAUGUCUUAGCAGGCUGUGCUACACAGCAAAAACAAUUUUAGCCGGUGUUGAAAGCAGUGCAAUGCAGGUGCCUGACUAACAUUAGUAUUAUUUGCUAUUGAUGAGGUGAUUAUCACUGAAAGAAUCGAAGCACUUGGAUUUGUUGGUGUGAGCUCACACCUCCAGAGUUGGUGAGAAUCUAUGUAUAGGGCAUUGUAUUUUAUUAUUAUUUUUUGUAUGUACCUUACCUGUUAGUUAGUGUUUCCCUGUUUUGUGUUUGUAAUGCUUGCCCUUGAAAAUAAUAAAAAUUUCUACAUACACACACACACACAGAGAGAGAGAGAGAGAGAGAGAGAGAGAGAGAGAGAAGCAUUUAUCAACUGCAGCCUGGCUUGUUUCAAAAACACACAAUAGCCAAGUGUUUCUGGCUUCUGUAGGGGGGUGUCUCUUGAUUCUCUUGAUCUCUCCACCUGAGAGUCCUGUUUUAAUUGCUGUUUCUGUGGGAUUGAUUCAUUGUGUAUUUUAAUCAUGGAUGCUUUUCAUGUUUUAGUGGGGGUGCGUUCACAUUUUCAUGUCUGCACACCUGUUUUUUAUGCUCUGAAAACCACUUUGAAUCCUGUUUUCGCAUUGAGUGGUGUAUAAAUAAAAAACGACAACAAUUGGUAGGAUUUACUAACAGUUUAUAUAAUACUAAUAUAGGUGUAUCUUUUGUCUCCCUCCAGACCCUCCCGCAAGCAGCACUCCUGUCGUGGAGAUAAUUGAACAGCCCAAGCAGCGCGGCAUGCGUUUCCGCUAUCAGUGCGAAGGGCGGUUGGCUGGCUCCAUUCCCGGGGAACGCAGCACAGACACCACCAAGACCCACCCCACCAUCAAGGUCAGCCCCACAGCACUUGGGAGUGGGGUGGGGGGUUCUUCUAGAAAUAAGUGUUACUUAGAAGUCUUUGGGGGGUUGAGGGAUUGAAGCAGGGCUUGUAUGUGUGGCCAUGGGAGUGUGAAUUUCAGAAUAAAAGGCAUCGUUUUAAGGAUACAGUCAUACCUAGGAUUACAGACGCUUCAGAUUGCAUUUUUUCGGCUUACGGACCCGCUGAAACCCGAAAGUACCAGAAUGGGUUACUUCCGGGUUUCUGCGGUCGCGCAAGCGCAGAAGCACUAAAUUGCAACCCGCGCGUGCGCAGACGCGCUGCUGCAGGUUGCAAACGCUGCGGGUUGCGAACAUGCGUCCCACACAGAUCACGUUCGCAACCCGAGCAUCCACUGUACUUUAAUUGCCCUUUGCGGAGGUGAAGCCCCUGACACCGACUGGUGUGCUGGCAUGGAAUGAUCAUAAACAUUCCAGGCUCUUGGUGAAGAAAGAGGUCAUGUGUCAUUCUGUGGGAGGGUAGGACUCAUACCAACGGCUUGCAAGUUUCAAGAAUGGAGAUUCCAACUAACCGUCAGGAAGAACUUUCUGACAGUAAGAUCUGUAUGGACAAUGGAAUGGACUCCCUCUGGGAGUUGUGGACUCUCCUUCAUUGGAGGUUUUUGAGUGGAGGUUGGAUGGCCAUCUGUCACAUAUGGUCUAGUUCAGAUUCCUGCAUUACAGGGGGCUGGACUGGAUGACCCUCAGGGGUCCUUUCCAACUCUACAAUUCUGUGGUUCUAUGACUCUUGGGGGUUUCAGGCAGCCCUACCUGGAGAUGCCAGUGGGGAUUGAAUCAUGCAAGGCAGUUGCUGUACCUGCCACUGAGCUACAUAUCCCCAUUUCUGCAGUGCAGGGAAGGCCGUACGACCCUACUCUGCAAGGUUACUGUGAACACUGGACUUAAGAGAUGCUGAAGCAGCAGCAGCUCUCCAGGGUUUCAGGGGCACAAGGUGUCUCUCCCAGUCCUUCCUGGAGAUGCCAUUGGGGAUGGAGCCAAGGGCCUCCCACAUGCCAAGCAGAUGCUCUGCCUCUGAGCUGCAGCCUUUGCCACACAUCAGCUCCCCGCCUUUUGCUUUCAGAUCCACAACUAUACAGGCCCAGGCAAGGUCCGCAUUUCGCUGGUCACCAAGGAGGUCCCCUACCGGCCCCACCCACACGACUUGGUGGGGAAGGACUGCAAAGAAGGCUAUUAUGAAGCAGAGCUGUCUCCAGAGCGCUCCAUCCACAGGUGAGCGGAUGUGGGAAGGGGAGAGAGCUGGGUAUCUGCCCCCCCCCGGUCUUUUUCUCUGGCCAUUUGGGAGGAUGAUUUGGGGGUGGGUGUUUAUUUAUUUGCAUCAACCGCUAGCCAUUGCUGUCUGCAAACAAAAGUGCAAACAUAAGCACAACUUGAGGGAUGAAGCUGCCAAACUAAAUGAACAACUGCAGUGUCUCAGAGAGCAUAUCUUUGCCCAGCCCUACGCAAAGAUGCCUUUGGGGUUGAACCUGGGGCCUUCUGUGUGCAAAGCAGGUGUGCUCACUGCUGAGCUACUGCCCUUCCGCGACCACUGCAGCUGCAAAGUCCAAAAUAAAAAACUACGCAGGUUAAAACCCAAGAGGAGGUAGUUGUGGGCCAUGUUUUGACGGUGGCUGCUUGAAGCUCUGCAGGUUUCACUGUCGGCCAUUUAACCUUGAUCUGCGAGGAGAAAAGUUAGCGUGAAAAGCAGCCGGGCGGCCCAGUGCGAGUGGGGCGCUUGGCUCUUUACACGGGAGUCUGUACAAAGAAUAAAGCAAGCUUAGAUGGGCCAAUGUUAAGAGCAUCACCAUCUCCACGUGAAGGUGGAUGAUUUGGGGAUCUUCCUCGCUGGUGUUUGGGGAAGCAGCCGUGCUUCUCACCCGAUGCCUUUCACCUCCUUGUGCCUCCCUCUCCCCCUCCCUCCAAGCUGCACACUGACCCCUGCCUGCUCCAUGUGCUCCUUCCCAGCUUCCAGAACUUGGGAAUCCAAUGCGUGCGGAAACGAGACCUGGACAAGGCCGUGGCCAAGCGGAUCGAAACCAACAACAACCCGUUCAAUGGUGAGGAGCGCUGUCGGCCGUGACAGUGGUCAAGGGCUUUGUGGGGGGCAGGGGUCUGUUGUUGGAACGUGAGAAGCUGUCUUGGACUAGCUCAGACUAUUUCUCCCACCUAGCUGUGCAUGUGAUGACCAGCAAUGCUGCUUUGGAGUCUCCAGCAGAGAAGGGCCUUUUUUGCAACCUGCUGUCUCAGAGAUGCUGCAAUGCCAAGCCCGGGGAUGAAAUGCGGCCCCCCAGGCCUCCUUGUUUGGCUCUUGGGGCUCUCCCUAGACCAUGCCCCUCACUCACCCUGAUUCACACCGUUCUAGACCAGCUAGAAUGUGCCCUUGAACUUUGAUAAUGCCUCUUGCCAGGAUGGAGAGGGGUGUGCAGGUGUGCCUAGAAACUAGCCUUCUGUAGAAAUCUAAAAUUCACACCUGAUGUUCUGCCCACUCUUUUGCUUCUGGCCCUGACAGUCCCUGGCAUGUGGCCCCCAGAAGAUUGCCCAGGAGGGAAUCUGGCCCUCCGGCUGAAAAGGGUUUCCUAUCCCUGUAAAAGCAGCAGCUAAGCCCAACCAUCGUCAGACAUACCAGGGUGCCCUCCAGGCUCAGAUUUGCAUUCAUUGCUCUGUCUGCUACUGGCAUGCGGUCCCUGAAAUGUUGCGCAGGAGGGAAUCUGCACCACAAGCUGAAAACAGUUGACCCACCCCUGUGCUGCCUCAUUCUCUUUAAUUGUCAUUUCCAGGGGUUGAACCAUCUAGAUGCAGGUGCACAGUUUUUACUUCCCUUUUCUAGACUUAACUGUAUUGUUUAUAUUUCUUGCUUUCUCUCUCCCUCCCCGCCUGCCCCUGAUUCCAGUGUCCAUGGAAGAGCUAAAAGGAGACUAUGACCUGAACGCGGUUCGGCUCUGUUUCCAGGUGUGGAUUCAGGAUGCAGGCAGUGGGCGCUUGGUCCAGCUGCCCCUGGCAAUCUCACAGCCCAUCUAUGACAAUCGUGAGUGCUAACGGGGGGUGGCUCUGAUGCACACCGCUACCUUUAUUAGAGAGGGAGGGACCAACCAGGGAUGGACAGUGGAGCAGACCCAACACUGAUCAUUCAUUGGUUUUUGAUUUUCGCAUCCUGCUCUAUCUGAGGGUCCCAGAGCAACUUAACAGCAGCUUCUUCAUCCAACAAGUAAAUAAUUCUAUCCCUGAGGAAAUGGAAUGGAUGCAGAUCAGAGUUAGGUGCACUAACUACUUGAUUGAAAUUAAUAGGGCUUCCGUUAAAUCAUGAUUUGGAAACCCUGGAGAGCUGCUGCCAGUCAGUGCAGGCAGUUCUGAGCUUGAUGGACCAAUGGUCUGACCAGUAUAAGGCAGCUUCAGAUGUCCCUUUUCAAUUUGGUCCUUUGUUCAGAAUCAUGAGGACUGGGAUAUUUAUUUUUCAACAAAGGUCCACAGUGGUGGAGCACCUGUUUUGCAUGCAAAAGUUACCCAGUUCAAUCCCUGGCAUCUCCAGGUAGGCUGCCUGAAACCCUGGAGAGCCACUGCCAGUCAGUGUAUUCCGUACUGAGCUAGAUGGACCAAUGGUCUCCAUAACACAGCCUCUUGUAUUCCCUCACUGCCACCGAGUCAUUAAGACGGCCCCGGCGCCCUCUCUUUCUCCAGGUGCUCCCAACACAGCCGAGUUGAAGAUCUGCCGUGUGAACCGCAAUUCAGGGAGCUGCCUAGGUGGAGACGAGAUCUUCCUCCUCUGUGACAAGGUCCAGAAAGGUAAGAGAUGCCUCCCUUUUCAGUGCAGGGUUUUACUUCCAUUGGCCACCUUGGGCUUUGGAAGAGAUGUAGAGGUCAAGCCUUGGAAGAGGCUGCAAAGGACUUCUGGACAACAGCAGCAAGGGUUCAACUUUUCAUGUGUGUUUUCCUUUCAUGGUGUUGUUGUUGUUGUUUUGUUGUUGCUGUUGCUGUUCUUAUUCUUAAGGCAGUUUUUAGUGUAGUGGGGAAAACUCAAAAAGCCCUUCCAGCCACAUCUUUGCUCAUAACAAUGACUGAAACCAUCUCUAAAGCCUCCUGUGUCUGCCAACCCUUUAAAAAUCCUCCCUAACUUAUGCAUUUUUAAAUGCAGGCUCACUAUAGUCACCAUGUGGCCAAACUGACCUCUUCGCUUCCAGCACUGUUUGCCCACUUCAGUCCUGGGCUUUUCUGUGAGGUUUGCCCUGAUGUCACAGCAUCUCGCCCAAUGGCAGGCAACUUCAGGGAGUCAGCUGAUAUAUUCAAAAUGUUAAAAAGUCUUCCACAUUUUGUUUGGUGUGUGCAUAUGGGUAUUUUGGCCUGUUGCCUUCAAAAAGUGCUGUUGGCCAUUUCUCAGUUUGGGAACAGGAGUUGAUUCCACAUUUGUGGUGAAAGGAAACAAGACCAGGUGUUGGUAUUUCCCAUUUUGUUCUUUCCCCCACCCUUCACACCAGCAAGGGGUAGCAACAACCACCAACCUGGAUGGCUUUAAAAGAGGAUGAGACUCGGUUCACCCUCCACUGUUGGAGGCAGAAUGCUUCUGAGUACCAGUUGCCAAAAAUCACAAUUGGGGAGAGCACUGUUGCAUUUGGGACUUGCUUUCAGGCUUCCUAUUGGAGCACCAGGUCGGCCACUGUGAGAACAGGAUGCUGGACUAGAUGGGCCAUUGGCCUGAUCCAGUUUCAGGACUCUCCUUGUGUUCUUACGUUCUCAGUGAGUCUGAACCCCUCAAUCCUCCCCCCCUCGCUUCCUUUGCAGAGGACAUUGAAGUCCGCUUCUUCAAGGACUCUUGGGAGGCAAAGGGCUCCUUCUCCCAAGCCGACGUCCAUCGCCAAGUGGCCAUUGUCUUCAAGACCCCGCCGUACAUGGACCAAGCCCUUCGGGAGCCUGUGACAGUCCAGAUGCAGCUGCGUCGCCCAUCCGACAAGGAAGUCAGUGGGCCCAUGGAGUUCCGUUAUCUUCCUGAUGAAGGUAUGUCCUCUCUUGCAUGCUCAGGUUCUAAGCUCUAUGAGUUUAGGGUCAAAGCUUUCAGCUGUGAGCCAGCUCAGAAACUCAGAUGUAUGUUAGGUACCAAAGGGCUCCCUGAAUCAGGGUUACAGUUGCCAAAACAGAAUGCCUAGUUUUCAUUUUGGGGCCCAGUGGCUCAAAAGACAUACUUUUCAAUGUGAAUUUUUGCUUCCUGAAAUAAAGUUCUGAUUGCGCAGAUGAAAUACCACAGAGAGAAUUUGAAAGGGUGUGUUGCUAGUGUGUGAAAGCAGGCAAGAUCCAAGGAUCCCCAGGGAUGCGCCUCCAGGUGAUGGAGACGUCAGGUGCCUUCCUGGCACCUGGGCAUCUUCACUUGCUCACAAGUGGCCAAAAGUCAGGUGCAAAAUGGGCCCAGUGCCUGGCGAAUUUCAAACGCCGCUGUGAGUGUGCAGGCGUGAUUCCCUGACUCCAGCUCUCCUGUUACUCAGUCGUUGCCUAUGAUUGGAGAGUACAUUAUCAGCUCCCUUUCAAAGCAAAUGUGUCCUUAUUCCCCCCCCCUUUCCUUUUGGACAGGUGACUUCAAUCGUAUUGACGAGAAACGCAAACGGACCCUUGGCACCUUCAAGAACUUUGUUCAGAAAACACCCUUUGCAGGUAGGGCUCGAGUUAGAGGGGUAGAAGAAAAGGGUGGUGUGGCUGGUUGAAGAACCUUCAGGGGGGUGAGACAUUGGUGACUGGGCCCCAUUUGGGACUGUUGGGGCAGAAGACAGGGAGACCAAGAGGAAAACAGAGCCCAGAGCCCUUGGCAGGUGGAGCCUACUCCUUCUAGUUUUGUCCCCAUCCUCCUCCUCCUCCAACCAAGUUCUGCAAGAGCAGGGCUGUGGAGGAAUAUCCCAGCAGGCAGAGCCACCCUGUGAGUUGCUUGCAAGUAAAAAGGCAGGCAGAUGGAAUGGCUGAGGCUGAGGGGCCCAUGCCCUGCUCUUCUUAGUACACUGGCCUCCAACAGAGAGGAGCACAGGAGGUGGAAUACCUUGGAAUCUCAUGAGACCUGGGUUUGAUGUUGCAGGGGGGAUACUGCUUCCUCUAUAGCUCAGUAAAUAAGAGCUCACACUUUCCAUACAGAGUCCAGGUUCAAUCCCUGGCAUCUCUGUUUAGGAGGAUCAGGGAGCAGGUGAUGGGGAAGGAGCCCCUCCCUCUGCCAGUCAGAACAGGCAAUACUAAGCAAGACAGACAAAGAGUCUCCCUCACAGUGAGGGUUCUUCCGGUGUCCAUACAUGGGGAGGGGGAGGGGGUUGAAGCCUUGCUGGGCUCUUGGGAGGAUUUUGCAUGUUCUCACCCCUUCCGUUCCCUCCCAACAGUCGGAGCUCCAGAACCUCGCUCCCAGCGCCGCAUUGCUGUUCCCAAACAUGGCCUGGCCCGGCCCAACAUCAGCGGUGAGGAAUGCCUAACCUUUCCUUUCAUGUAACUCUUCUGUCAAGUUAACAGCUUGCUUAUGAGGAAAAUUGGUCUGGCUGGGAAUCUUGUCCCAUGACGUCAAUAUGGACUAGCAGCUUAGGAGUUGUAUAUGUUCUGUUCAAACUGUUGGUUGGCAUUCAGCUCCUGUCCACCCUUCCCCCCGCUUAAAGGAAAAGGGAAAGGGGCUUUUUAAACCUGUGCUCAUUGGCAGACGAGUGGAGAUUAAAUCCUACUACCUAGGCUGCAAGAUCCUGUUUUCUACUGGGAACAGGGCAGUGCACCCAAAGCAGGAUUGAACCCUGUCCUCCAACCCAACAGCUGGCAUCACCAGUGGUGUCAGUGGGUGUGAUGGGCCAAAUUGGACCCCAUGGCAGGCUGAGAUUGACUCGUGGUCUGAAGGCUCCCCACCCUUGCUCUAAGCUAUUUAUAUUCUGUGCUUUCAAAAGAAAAACAUGUAACACAAUCUGGCAAUUUCCCCCAUUGAAUGAUGAUUGGAACUGUUGCUGGGGGAGGGGGCACAGAGCAUCUGCCUUGCAUGCAGAAGGUCCCAGGUUCAAUCUCCAAUGGCGUCUCCAGGUGGGCCUGGGAAAGACUCCCUGCCUAAAACCCUGGAGAACUGCUGCUGCCAGUCAGAGUGUAGACAGUACUGAGUGAGAUGGGCCCCAGUGAAUCUGGCUCAGCGCAGCUUCCUAUUGGCUUGCUUCUAGGAUUUCACUAGGAAACAUACACUUAUAAAGUCCACAAUCACCGCAUUUAAAACUAGAAACUUGUUGGCAAGUUUUGUUGUUUUUGAAAGAGAAAGAAAAUGCCACAUCUGAGUGGAUGUUGCAGCACUGGCUCCCAGCAAAAUUGGGAGCCACUCUUGGGAAUGCACUUCUUCCCUCCCUUUCCCUUAACACAGUAUUUCCCAAACUUGGGUCUCCAUCUGUUAUUGGACUACAACUCCCAUCAUCCCUAGCUGGCAAGACCAGUGGUCAGGGAUGAUGAGAAUUGUAGUCUGGAAACUCAAGUUUGGGAAACUCUGCCUUAACACAUGCUAGGUGUUUGCAUUGGCGCCGAGGUUGCUUCUUAGUUUCCAAACCAUGGCUGGUGGGCAGAUCCUGCACCAGCUCUGAGAUCCUCUGGCCGGUAAACCCUGGCCAGCUGGGAGUCCAGGAAGGUCAGGAGGCCCUGGCGCUUCUCUCACUGAUGCAGGAGUGCUGAUGUGUCCUUUGUCGUCAUCUCCUCUCUCUGAUCUUCCUUGCAGGUGUCCCAGGAAUCAUGGGAGCAUCAGGGCAAACCCCACUGCCCACCUCCAAACCCCAGGCCAUGGUGCACCCUUCUCCCGCCUACUUCACGGGGCCCAGCCAUGCCCCACUUCCAGCGGCGGCUCCUCCUCCGACCGCAGCUCCACAGUCCAGCUUCAGCACGGUGAACAUGGAAGAUCUGUCGGGCCUGGGUGUGAGCCAUCGGGUCCAGCCCUCUGAGUCGGAGGCCGAAGCCAGCAUUGCAGACGCCUUCCUGCACCUCCACUUCGAAGGGGCGGAUGCUGGGGGCAUGGAGCUCGGGGGGAUCCUGGAUGAUGCUCCCUACGCCAGCCUGGAGGGGAUUAACACAGCUGAGUUCUGCCAGCUCCUCACAGAAGGGGCCGCCCAGCAAGCACUCCAGGACAACCAAGGCACUCUGCUGACCUAUCCAGAGUCGAUCAGCCGCCUGGUGUCCCAGCGGAGAGCCCAAGGGGAGCCCAGUGGAGGGGGCGGUGGCGGCGGCUCAGGUGCCAGCUGCUACAAUGGCCUUCCGGGGGCCCUUCCUGCUGAGGAAAGCUUUUCCUCCAUGGUAGAUCUUGACUUGAACUCUCUUCUGAACCAGCUGAACUCAUAAGGGUGGAGUCACAGGACCACCAGCUUCUGUCCCUGGGCUCCAGAUCCCGGGUGGCCCCUCUUUGUUUGCGUAGACUUUGCCAACUUAACUCUCCCCCUCUCUGGUGGUCCCCCCCACUGGAUGGACUAUCCUUCAAGGAUGUGUUUGGGUGGGGGCAACCUCUAGGUUCUUGGAACAUGAGGUUUUUAUAGGCCUGGACCAUUGCUUUUAGGCAGAGGCGAGGUCUCUUUCCUCCCCGCCACCAGUGAAGUGGGCGUUGUACAUUUGGUAACACGGCGGAGCCAGUUCUCGCUUCCCUACUGAAGGCUUGUUUUCCUUCCAGAACUAUGGAGCUGUGUGUGUUUUUGACUGUUUGAAGGGGAAGAAUCUCUCCUCCUUACCAUGGUUGCCUUCUGAAAACUCGCCAGCCGGCACCUUCUCCUCCUCAUGCCAAACAAAACAUUAUUAAGGGGGAGCGGAAGCUCAGAAGCCUUAAAGAACUGUGCCAGCAAGCAAAAAAAAAUCAGCAGGUCAAACCUGUUUCUAACCUUUUUAUGAAAAGCCACACAGUUCUAAAUGCUACAGUAGCUGUACCAGGAUAUUUUAAAAGCAAAGCUACUUCUGUACUGUUUCCGGAGUGCCUUAAAGCAUUGCCCAAGGUUCUUCUGGUGGGUGAGGCCUUCCUGGUGAAACCCUACAGCCAUCUCCAGGGCCGUGAGGGUUUGUCCCUUCUGCCCAUGUUUGAAGAGGCGGGAAGAGUUGGGAUCGUUUGUUGGUCCUUUGCUGUAGAAGGAAUAGCUUAACUCUAGCAGGCUGUUGUGGGUAUACAGACAUGGGACUUGUGGUGGCAAAACACAGGCUAUUUUUCAGCCUUGGUGUCCUUGGCCUUAACUGGGGAUUUGUGUCAGUCUCUGUGGCACGCACACAGGACUUCUUCCUCUUAAGUGGUUUUUUUAAAGCCAGAAAGAGCAACAAGGCUGUGAGGGGUAAGCCAGCCUCGUGGAUGAAAGGGAUGCAGACCCAGUCAUUCUGCUCUAGGCCUGCACCUUGCCUGCCAGUGGCGGGGGGUGGGGGGGGAUAAAACAAUGGGAAAUCGCAUGAGGAUGUGGGCGGCGACUUCUUUUUCCAUACUGAAGCCAACUCUGAGCCUUUCCGCUCAGAAAAUAUGCCGUUACUAUAAGGGGGUGCAAUGGGACAUUUGGUGCCUUUCUGUUGCAGGCUUUGUUUGGCCCUAGCCCUGCUCAGUUUCCUCUUAGGGUGAGGGCUUGAGACCCUCCACGUGAACCCAGUGCCUGCCAGCCCCCAAAUCAUGCCACCCCUCCAAAGAAAAGCAAGACAGUUCAGGCCACGUAGAGGGAAAACAAGCUAGCAGGAAGCAGGAUGAUCUUCCCCUUCCGCAGUGGGAAGACAGACCAAAAGCCUCAGAUGGCUGAACGCAGACACAAGGUCUAAAACGGAAGCGAGAUCCAGUUAUCCCAGGUUAGGAUGCAGCCUGCUGCCAACAGGGUCUGGUGGGGAAAGCAGCUGCCAAGCCAGCAGGGGCAGCCAAGGUUAUGUCCAGGGUGAGGGUGGGAUUGCGCCUUGUUUUUUAAAUACUAUUUGCUGCAUUUUUUUAAGGGUGGGUGGGUGUGUCAAGAUAGUUAACCACUUAAGUGCUGUUAUUGGUCCACAGUUGUCUCACUCUUCUUUUUUUGUUAUCUGAUGUGGCAAUUCUUGCUUUCUUCUUCCUAUAGCAGGUUCCUAAAAAUAAACUGAAGCCUCAGCCUGGCAGUUUUCUUUUUAUCGUGGAAUUGGGGUGUGGUUUCCGUAAGGACUUGUGGAAGGAAGAUCUGGGAACUGUGGCCUUAAUUUGCAGGCAAUGUUACCUCAAA